GAGGGCUCUUUUAUUUCAGGGUCUCUUGAUCUUUUCUGUGUGCACCGUCGACACUGACCUAGCAUCUUGAGAUCUCUACUUGCUUUCUUCGUGUUGGGUCUAUAUUGGAAAUUCUCUCGGUGGUGCUAUAUAGUACUUAUCGAUCUGGCUUGGCGUAUCUUAUCGACAUCGCUGGGCGAUUCUGUUCGGUCAACAACGACAGGCGUGGAUGGUUAGACCAGUCGAUCACUGUCGCUGUCAUGUCUGGAAUGGAUAGUGGAAGCCAAUGGUCAGGAGGAAGUAGCACAGGUGGAUCUCAGGAUGGCAGUCAAGGCAGCUGGGAAGGCACCGACAGCAGUGGCAGCAGCGGCAGCACAUCCCAGGCCGGGGGAAAUGCAUCGCCCUCGGAGUCUAUCGCCGCCAGCGCGACGACACCUACAGCAGCCGACUCUUUUCUCACAGCUACCCAGACCACUAAUCCAUCACCCACAACAUCAACAACCACGUCUUCCACGUCGACUUCCUCUGCUAGCAGCAACAACGGCGGCAACACCAAAACCCUCGCCAUCGCCAUCCCUGUUGCUGUCGCGGGCGCAGCCAUCAUUUUGGGCCUGCUAUUCUUCCUCCUCCGACGGAGGCGCCGUCGUGUUCGAGGCCACGUCAUCCCAUCUACUUCUCAGAUCGAUGUAAUGACCGUCCCUCGACAACCAAUACUACCCCAACCGCAGCAGAACUUACCGAGAUCGCAACCACCCCAAGCGACACCCUGGGGAUUCACCAACGCUAGUACUCAUAACAUUCCCUUCACGGGACCUAUACCAUACGACACCUCGAACCACUCGAGCGACCACCUCGCUACAAGCCAGUCACGCAGCCUUGAUGCACCUGCUAGUCAGCACAGCCCAGCACCAGGGAUCAACACCACGCUGGACCAGCCACCGCCAUAUUCCAGGCAUCCGGAGCGUGCGGAGGCAGACAUAUCACCCGUGACGAGUACCGACGUUCCUUCACGGCAAGUGUCGAGGAGCGAGCGGCCGACAUCCCCGUUUGACCAUCCCCUAGAUGACACGGUCUCUGAGAUUUCGAGAUACAGUAGAGGGCCAUCCCUGGUCCACCGCGCGAGUCUCGACGAGAUCUCCUCUGUCUCGUCGAUGGGUGAUGAUGAAAGGCGGCCAGCGACGCGUCAUUGAUUUUAAGAUGAGGGGCUUUGGUUUCGCUUUUGGAUGUUCGAAAUUUGGCGGGCGUUUGGGCUUUGAUGGGGCAGUCCCUCGUCA
This is a messenger RNA of Aspergillus fijiensis CBS 313.89, 1253 nucleotides long. RefSeq lists its product as uncharacterized. The record is from RefSeq and is a predicted model, not a curated record. NCBI's taxonomy places the organism in Eukaryota, Fungi, Ascomycota, Eurotiomycetes, Eurotiales, Aspergillaceae. The coding region runs from base 240 to 1169 and encodes 309 amino acids. The transcript is spliced from 2 exons.